AUGCAGCGCGAACCAAUGGUGCACAAGGAUGCCGGCAAACUACCAGGCGCCGCUGCCAUUGCUGCGCCGCGGAUGCGCCAGAACGGCACCGGGCAGCUGUGGUCGUAUAUAAGCCGGGCCUGGAAACUACGACGAUCUGCCACCGCGCCGGAUAGACCGUCGCCGCCAGGAUCGGAACAAGACUCGCAGCCGCAGCCGCAGUCGCAGCCGCAGUCGCAGUCGCAGUCGCAGCCGCAGCCAAGGCCGCCGUCGCCGUCGCAGCCGCCGCCGCCGCCGGAACAGGCGCAACCGAUAUCGUGGCUGUACGAGACGUCGAGACCGCCUAUUGUCACAGUCAAGGUAUCCAGCCACGAGAAGCUGCUUCAGGACGAGUACGAUACGCACCGCAAGAUCGAGUCGGCCUUUGACCGGGUCGGCAGGGGCGUCGGCAGGGCCGUCGUCCUGCCCUAUGUGCCUCGCUGUGUGACGUUUCGUCCUCGGGUUCACCUGUCGCAGUAUUCGGAGCGCGAGCUGCCACGGACCGGCCUGCCGACGUACUCUGCCGCCUACGAGAUGGAGCACAUCCGCCCCUUCAACAAGGACCACGUCAACUACCUCGUCAAGAGGCACAUUGCGCACUUUGUGCAGGACAAGGCCCUGGCCGACGUGGUCGACUCCCGUCUCGUCGUCCAGGUCUGCCUGGGCGACUUGCGGCCCCUCUCGGACAAGUGGCAGCUCGGGCUGGACAAGCGCCCGGCGUACCUGGACCAGCUGCACCAGGAAGGCGUCGACAUCAACGGCUUGGCCGAGAUCAUGGGGUCCGCCCUCGCCGUGCUCCACUGGCACUGCGGACUGGACGGCGCGGGCGUCGAGUUUGUGCUCGGCUGCGAGAGGAAGGGCUACAUCCGGCUCUGGCUGACGUCCUUUGGUGCGUGCAGGCCCUUUGAGCCGACAGCCGCCCAGGUCAGGACCAGCCUGGUGGACGCCAUCAUGCAGAACAACUCGUGCUGGCCGAGAUGGGUCAACCUGCGACCCUUUCGACACAUGUGGUGCAAGUUCCGCAUGGCCUACAUCAACAUGGCGCUGCUGCUGGAUGACGACUGCGAAGGCAAGCUGGCCGAGGAGUUCCUGCCCAGCAUCUUUAUCAACGAGCUGGAGAUGGCGCGGGGGCCUUCGCAACUGGUCCAUGGACGGUCCUGUGGCUUGGCGGAACAAGACGACGAGAAACGAUUCAACGACGGCAUGAUGCUGGGGGACGACGUGACGACGGGAACCACCAGGCAGCCCGCUACUUGA
Molecule: messenger RNA, 1275 nt
Organism: Ustilaginoidea virens
Lineage: Eukaryota; Fungi; Ascomycota; Sordariomycetes; Hypocreales; Clavicipitaceae
Exons: 1
Coding region: 1-1275 (424 amino acids)
Source: RefSeq, a predicted model, not a curated record